CCCGCCCCGUCCCCCCCCCACUCCGCCGCCGCCGCCACCGCCCUCGGAAGAUGGCGGACGGCGGCGCAUCUCCCGCGCAGCAGGAAGGGGACGUGUCCGCGGGGGCCGGUGGCGGCCGGAGGGAUCGGCAGCCCCGGAGCGGCAGCGGCCGCCCGCCCAGUGCCCGGGACUUGCAGUUGGCCUUGGCAGAGUUAUACGAAGAUGAAGCUAAAAGGCAGUCACUGUGUCCUGACAAACCAACCACUGCAAAGAUUAGUAACACAAAAGUACCACAGAGUCUUAAAAUUGAUUCUAUCAGAAGGCUGAGAAAACCAGAGAGAAGCAUGAGCGAUGACAAGGAAAACCAAAGAUUUUAUUCAGGUGACUCGGAAUAUAGAGGAUUACAGAUUUCUGGGGCUUCUAAUAGUCCAAGUAAAAUUGUUGCUGAACUCUUCAAGGAAGCAAAAGAACAUGGGGCUGUCCCAUUAGAUGAAGCCUCAAGAGCAUCUGGUGAUUUCAGUAAAGCUAAGUCAUUUUCUGGUGGCGGAUAUAGAUUGGGUGACUCAUCACAAAAGCACUCUGAAUACAUAUACGGAGAAAAUCAAGAUAUUCAAAUUUUGCUGAAACUCUGGAGGAAUGGUUUCAGUUUAGAUGAUGGCGAGUUGAGAUCCUAUUCAGACCCAACAAAUGCUCAGUUUCUUGAGUCUGUUAAAAGAGGGGAAAUUCCUGUGGAACUGCAGCGACUUGUUCAUGGUGGCCAGGUUAAUUUGGAUAUGGAGGACCACCAAGAACAGGAGUAUGUGAAACCUAGACUGCGAUUCAAAGCUUUCAGUGGCGAAGGGCAAAAACUUGGAAGCCUUACACCUGAAAUAGUCAGCACACCUUCUUCCCCAGAGGAGGAGGAGAAAUCCAUUCUUAAUGCACCUGUUCUGAUUGAUGAUUCUAUGCCAGCAACUAAAAUUCAAAUUAGAUUAGCAGAUGGAAGCCGAUUAAUACAAAGAUUUAAUCAAACACACAGGAUUAAGGAUAUUCGAGAUUUCAUUAUCCAGUCCCGUCCAGAAUUUGCAACAACUGAUUUUGUUCUUGUGACUACCUUUCCAAAUAAAGAACUAACAGAUGAAAACUUGACACUACAAGAAGCAGAUAUACUUAACACUGUGAUUCUUCAGCAAUUAAAGUAAUCCUACAGUUGGUACAACAUAGGGAGCGUGCUGUACUGUCAUACAAUCUAUUUCCAACAGAUGACAAAAAGGCAAAAAUUAGUAUCCUUUUAUUCCUUCACUUCCACAGAUCAGAUUUUUGGGUUUUGUGUCUUCCAGCUAUAGCAUAUCUAACAUUUUAAUUUUUCUACAUUGUUGAACUUUUUUUCAGUAUUAAAAUUAAACCAUAUCUUGUACUAAAUGUGAAAUGAGAUAUGACUUUACGACUUUUCAUUAUUUGGGGGGUGUGGGAAGAACAGGGGAGAAGUGUUUUUUUCUGAAAGGGACAGUAUCUUUCAUACAGUUGGUAAGAUUUGCACUAUGGAAAUGUUUUAAUGCUGCAUUGAUAAACAGCCAUUUGAAAACAGCCUGUAGGUUAUGUUUACCUUCCAAGCUGUAUUAAUAAUAUUAAGGUGUUCUGUUUAAUAUGUUGAUGCCCUAAUAUAAUUUUUGUAUAUUCUGUUUAUAGUGUUUCAUGGUGCAGUAUAAUAUUUAUAUUCUAGUUUUUAUGUAAUUUUCCCUGUAUCAUAGAUUGUAUGAGCGAAUCAGUUCAGGAGAUGCAAACCUCAGCUGUUGCAGACUACAGUAGUUUGUUCUCAUUUGUAUUCUAGUUGUUUUACUUGUGGUGAAAAUAAGUAUGAUUUUUUUUUUCUUCUCGAAGUUAAAGAAAUGAGAGAGACCAUUGUCAUUUGGAGAAAUGCUGUGAUUUAGAUUUCAUAAGAGUGGGCCUGUGGUCACUUUGAACCUGAAUAUGCAGUUGAACUUUGCACAGCUACAUGAUUCUUCACAUGAACAGUUACUUAAAUAAGCCCAAACAAAAAAACACCAAGGUGCACAAACACUGUGCUGUCACUUGCAUGCACAAAAGUAGAUGUGUUAUUUGAUCAGGUAUUUUUGACCUGAAUUUCAGGUCUUUGUAUUUGAAAUUUUGGCCAGAGGCAUUUUGUAAUAUUCAGUGGGGAUGUAGUUGUGCAGCUCUCACUAUACUUCUUUGUAAGCUGUAUAAUUAAACCCCUUGAUCUUUGAAAUUAUAUAUUUUUUCAAAUAACUUGGCCCUGCACUGCAGUAUGCAGGUAGGAAUCUUAUGUUGUGGGCAAACGGGCUGCUGUUGUUUAGAAGAAUGCAGUUUUAUAGUAUUUGUGUAUUUAUAUCAGAUGAAUGGAUCAUGCUCUGAAGAAGGGUAAAUGGGCUGUAUCUCUUGUACCGAUCUAUGUGUUAAAAUGCUGGUUUCGCUAAUUAUUUUAUUCUUAAAAUAUCAAUACUUAUUUAUUUAUGCCAAGCUUAUAAUUGCUCAGUAUAUUUGAUUAAUCUUACAUUUUUACCUCAAAGUAGAUAUUUGACUGAGUAAAUUUUAAACGUGCAAUUGUAUUUAAAGUAUUCUGUUUUGUACACUGAAUAUCUGCAUGAUUUUAACCAUAACUAAUUUCACGUGCUAAGUAAUUAAAGUUUUAAGAGACAAA
Molecule: messenger RNA, 2638 nt
Organism: Columba livia (rock pigeon)
Lineage: Eukaryota; Metazoa; Chordata; Aves; Columbiformes; Columbidae
Gene: UBXN2B
Product: UBX domain protein 2B
Exons: 9
Coding region: 51-1160 (369 amino acids)
Biological process (GO): proteasome-mediated ubiquitin-dependent protein catabolic process; nuclear membrane reassembly; Golgi organization
Cellular component (GO): cytosol; nucleus
Molecular function (GO): ubiquitin binding
Source: RefSeq, a predicted model, not a curated record